Messenger RNA from Boleophthalmus pectinirostris (great blue-spotted mudskipper), 2392 nucleotides. RefSeq names its product leucine rich repeat containing 42 (gene lrrc42). The record is from RefSeq and is a predicted model, not a curated record. The transcript is spliced from 7 exons. Lineage: Eukaryota; Metazoa; Chordata; Actinopteri; Gobiiformes; Gobiidae. Bases 243 to 1454 code for a protein of 403 amino acids.
GUGUGAUGCUAACAGGGUGGGCUAAGCAGAAGAACUCGAAAUACCUGUAAAAUAUAGUUAAAACUAUUUAUAAUGUAGAAAAUAUGGCGUUUGAGUAUGUGCGUGUUGGUUUGGCCCAACUUUAAUUUAAAACCACACAAUCCAAAUUACAUUUUGUUUCACAUUUGAUUGGAAGUUUUGCUGUCGUGUUGUAUGAGUUGUCAUAUUUUACUUUGUCUAGUGAAACAUCUUGCGACCCUGGCAUGGACAGCAGCAAUACCAUUUAUGUCCGUGAAAAAGGCAGCCUUCGUCGUGUUAGUGACAUAGUGCUAGCUCAGCCCAAACCAGUGUCAUCAUCAUGUAGAAGGACGAACCCAUUUGUGUUGAGAAAAGAGCAUUUUAUAUUUACCUACAAUGAGGAAGGGAGCCUAAGAUACACAUCCAAAUCUCUCUUUAACAUAGCCUUAUUGUUUGUUGCGGAUAAUAUCCAGCAUGUUGACUCUCUCGUGGGCUUUCCUGAGCAAAUAGGAGACAGGCUUUUUGCAGCAGUGGAGGAAAACCGUAUCUUUUCCAAUCCAGAUAUUUCUUCCAAAGCAAUGCAGUUGUUCAAUGAUGCCUAUGGAGAUUUGGUGCUUAGAUCUUUGUGUUUACGGAACAGGUUUCCUCUGUUUCAUGAGAAAAUGAAUGAAAUCAAAACAUUUCAUGGGUUGAGGACACUGGAUCUUUUUGGAUGUAGACUUGGAGAUGCCCAUGAGAUAUUUCAGCACCUGACAUCCAGCCUGAUGACAAGUUUGGAACAACUUUUUAUUGGUGGCAACAGUAUUUCAGAUGUGGGCCUGCAGAGGCUGACAGCACCAGUAAGAAUGAUGAAGAAGGGGCUGGACUCACUGAAGUCUCUGGACAUUUCCUAUAACCCUGUGACAGAGAGAGCAUUCAGAUACCUCACUUGCCUCCCAAAACUUGAAAAACUGGAUGUAUCUGGAACGGGUAUGAAGGUUGGUCCAGGACUGAAAAGAUGCAUCCAUGACUACCUCGGGCUCAUCCACUCUGAGAAACCACUGGACGAUUUUGAUCAUUCAAAAUGUAAAACAGAAGGAUGGGCAGAACAGGUGGUUAAUCAAUGGGAAACAUGCGGGACACAAAUGCCAAAGCUGAAGAAACUUGAAGAUUCAAGGACAUCUGCCCUACGCUUCUUCGGGAGGCAGAAGUUUGUGCGCGACAUCCUGAACGCAGCGCCUGUGGUAUAUAAGACAGAUGAUGAUCCCAAGGAGAUAUUACAUUUCUAUAAAGUUUCAGAUAUUAACUUGAAACAAGAAAUACCUCAUUCUCCCUCAGGGUGUAAAGAUGUUAAGUCUUUGCUGAACAGUACAAAUAAGAGGCCGUGUCAGUCUGACAGGUGUGAGAGUGAAGCCCCGCCCGCUAAAAGAUCAUCAGCUUUCACAGCGGAGGACAUGGACUUGUUAAACAGCUAUUAAAUGUUUACCUCAUCUGAGCCAACAUAAUGCCCUGUGUUUUUAUGUACUUUUUUUAUUAAUAAAGAUAAGUGAAAGUUAUAAUUGCAUGAAAUGGUUUGUUUUGGAAAGAUGCAUUUGCAUUUGUUAAGAUAUUAGUGUUGGUGUUUAUAGAGGUAAUAACAUUAACAGGUUUAAAAGAGGAGUAAAAUACCUGUUUUACCAGUACUGUCUGCAACAAAGCUUAGAAUUGAAUGCCACAACUUUUAUAUUACUUGCCAGAAGUGCAAUACAUCCACAGAGAUGCAUAAGCAUAAACAGUGCAAUAAGUAAAUGAAAGACCUACAGAAAAAACUGAUAAGCUGCUGGGUCAUUACUGUUAUCACCACAGUGUCAGAGUGUUUUGAAUGCUCAUUCUACAUUAGGAUUAGCAUCUUAAAAUCUUCAUCAGUUUAACAACUAAAUGUAUUAUCUGUCCUACAAAUGUAUUCAUGUCAUGUCAUUGUAAUUUAAUUGAUAAAAUUUGUUGUGCAAUUUGUACAAUGACAAAGGGAUUUCUGAUGAGGCUAUCUGAGGUGUGACACCAGUCUCUUUUGUAUUCUCACCUUUAUCAUCAUCAUUGCUAAGAAAAAGGAGUGUUUAAGGAGAAGUCCUUGACAAGCAAUUUCCAAGUACCAAAAUGAAUCUAUUGUUGGGUUUGUUCCAAGUUUUAGAAUUAGACAGCUACUGUUACUGCUACUGAAUAUCACUACUACUGACUAUAACUAUAACUGAAAGGUUUUCAUUCCACACUCUUCUCUCUAAUUUAUGUCUCUCUUUUUAAAUUUUAAUCUUUAUGAUUAUUUAUGUUUCGAUUUGUUUUUAUUAUGAUUUUAAUGUAUUUCUUAUUCUGUAAAGCACUUUGAAUUACUUUGUGCACGAAUUGUGCUAUACAAAUAAACUUGCCUUGCCUUACUGCUUUA